GUAAAAUCGUAGCAAAAUCCAGCACGACACGGUGGACAUUGUGCUGCAACCGACUGUUUUGUUGUGAGGCAGCAAACAGACAUCCGAGAACAUCAGGAUGAGCUCAUUCAAGCGAGAUAACAAGGAGGACGAUGAUGGAGGAAUUCCACUGCAAAAUUUGGAGAAAACGGCGGUGCUGCAAGAGACACGAAUGUUCAACGAAACACCGGUGAACGCCCGAAAAUGUACACACAUUCUUACCAAGAUUCUGUAUCUCAUCAAUCAGGGCGAGGUGCUAGGAACACGAGAGGCAACAGAAUGCUUCUUCGCGAUGACGAAACUGUUCCAAUCGAAAGAUGUCGUCAUGCGCCGGAUGGUGUAUCUGGGCAUCAAAGAGCUCAGCUCCAUCGCGGACGACGUAAUCAUCGUGACGAGCUCGCUGACAAAGGAUAUGACCGGCAAGGAGGAUUUGUACCGUGCUCCAGCUAUCCGGGCGCUGUGCAGCAUCACCGAUACCACGAUGCUGCAGGCCGUGGAGCGCUACAUGAAGCAGUGCAUCGUGGACCGGAAUCCAUCCGUUUCGAGCGCCGCCCUGGUCAGCUCACUGCAUCUAGCAAGCACGGCCGGCGAUGUGGUGAAGCGCUGGGCCAACGAAGCGCAGGAGGCGCUGAACAGUGACAACAUUAUGGUGCAAUAUCACGGGCUCGGCCUACUGUAUCACAUCCGCAAGGCAGACCGGCUCGCAGUGACCAAGCUGGUGAACAAGCUGACACGCCAGAACCUGAGGAGCCCGUACGCGACCUGCUUCCUGAUUCGCAUCGCGUGCAAAAUCAUGGAGGAUGAAGCUGCGUCCGGUAAUACCACCGAAGAAUCGCCGCUGUUCCACUUUGUCGAGUGCUGUCUGCGCAAUAAGUCGGAAAUGGUGGUGUACGAAGCGGCCCACGCUGUUGUCAAUCUGAAGCGCACCAAUCCACGGGAGCUGUCCACGGCCGUGAGCAUCCUGCAGCUGUUCUGUGGCUCCUCGAAGGCUACGCUACGUUUCGCAGCCGUGCGCACGAUGAACAAAGUGGCUACGCUGCAUCCGCCGGCCGUUAAUGUGUGCAAUCUCGAUUUGGAAAACUUGAUUUCGGACUCCAACCGCUCGGUGGCGACGCUCGCCAUCACCACGCUACUCAAGACCGGUGCUGAGAGCUCGGUCGAGCGUCUCAUGAAGCAGAUCGCAACGUUUGUGGCGGAAAUUUCGGAUGAGUUUAAGCUGGUCGUGGUGCAGGCGAUACGAGCCCUGUGCACCAAGUUCCCCCGCAAGCACGCCGUUACGAUGAACUUCCUCAGCGGUAUGCUUCGUGAGGAAGGUGGCCUCGAGUAUAAGACGGCCAUCGUCGAUACGAUUAUUCUGAUCAUCGAAGAAAAUCCGGACGCCAAAGAGUCAGGUUUGGCGCAUCUGUGCGAGUUCAUUGAGGACUGUGAGCACACAUCGCUCGGCGUGCGGAUUCUACACCUGCUCGGUAAGGAGGGUCCUUACUCAAAGUGUCCCUCGCGCUACAUUCGCUUCAUCUACAACCGCGUCAUUCUGGAGAACGCAACGGUGCGGGCAGCCGCCGUGGCUGCGAUCGCCCAAUUCGGUGCAAUUUGUCCCGACCUUCUCCCGAACGUGCUGGUGCUGUUGAACCGUUGCCAGAUGGAUUGCGACGAUGAGGUGCGCGAUCGUGCCACGUACUACCAUUCCAUACUGACGCGCACGAACGCGGACCUCAACAAGCGAUUCAUUUCGGACCGUGAGAUCGUAUCGUUGCCGCUGUUGGAAAAAUCGCUCAACGAUCAUCUGAAGGGUCCACUGACGGAACGGUUCGAUCUGGCCGUCGUUCCCAAGUCGCAGGUGGUUCAACCGGAAGUCAACGAGGAAGUGAUCAUGAACAAGGGUACGCUCUCCAGUCAUGGAUCCUUACGGGACCAAUUAAUUAUUCAUGUUCAUGUUUUUAUUUUUCUAGCAGCACCGAAAAUUGUGCGCGUUAACCGCGAAGAGGUUAACACGGAGAAACUGCUCGCGAUUCCGGGCAUUCAUCAAGCCGGCACUCUGCACAAAUCAUGCGCCCCGGUGCAGCUUACCGAGAGCGAAACGGAGUACACGGUGUCCUGCAUUAAGCACUGCUUUGCGCAACAUGUCGUGUUUCAGUUUGAUUGCGUUAACACAUUGUCGGAUCAGUUGCUUGAAAAUGUACGCGUAGAUCUGGAGCUGCCCGAAGGGUUCGUCUCGCGAGCGGUCAUACCGUGCGCGAAGCUGCCUUAUGGCGAAAAGGAAUCCACCUACGUUAUCGUACAGUUCCCGGAAGAUGUGCCCAGUUCAAUUGCUACAUUGGGCGCAACGUUGCGCUUUAUGGUGAAGGAUUGUGAUCCGACCACCGGGCAACCAGAUUCGGACGAAGGCUACAACGACGAGUACAUCCUCGAAGACAUCGAAAUCACCGUGGCGGAUCAGAUACAAAAGUCGAAAAAACAAAACUUCCUUGCCGCCUGGGAGAGUGCCGAUACGGAAGAAUGGGUCGAAGCGGAAGACACGUUCGAGCUGUCGUCGGUGAGCAGUCUGCAGGAAGCGGUCAAUACCAUCCUCAAGUUCCUCGGGCUGGCACCAGCAAACCUGUCGGAAAAUGUGCCGGACGGUGCCCACACUCACACGUUACUAUGUUCCGGCACUUUCCGAGGAAAUGUCGAGGUGUUGGUCCGUUCGAAGUUGGCCGUUUCCGAUGGUGUCACGAUGCAGCUGACGGUGCGAUCGACGGACAUGGAAGUAGCGGAAUUGAUCACCUCAGCCGUAGGUUAGGCCGUACUAAAAACUGAGAAAGCGACGAUAGAGCUUGUUGGCUUGUGGGUGGACGGUUCGUGUGUCACUUGUUGUGUCCUUUCCGUGCACUAGGAGGGACGUUCCAUUAGCAACACAUUAACACAUAGACACACACACGGUUAAACCCAUACGCAACAUAUAGAAACACAACACUAGCGGGCAGAAUGUUGAUGCUGUUAUCAGUUAAGGAGAAUUAUGUAAAAGCGGGUCAUAUGCAGCCCGUUCCAUUCCGCGCGUCUUCUCCACAUCUCUUCACAACCCUUGAAACACGCUUGUAAAGCACGGAGGAAGCAUUCAUCACUUGCCGCUGUUGCCCCAUUUUUGUUUCCGAACGUUGGUGUGCGUACCGUUACCUUCCCAGCGAUUCUGGAUGGGGAGUUUAUUUUGCACCUUCUAUUAGAAAAAAAAAACAAAACAAAUCGAACAGCCGGUUUGGGGGAUAGCGAAUGCCUUCCAUUGUUCCAUUGCCUUGGGGUGUUAGCCUUGGCCAGCCCGUUAAAGGGGAACCCCGCGGAAUAUAUCUAUUAUAUAUCUUUACGUUACUUAUAGCGACCAUACACACAUUAUAUGGAAGGGAUCGUUUUAGCGGGUUUCGCAGUAGCUUAUAGCAGUUUAUCCUUCCCUUCUCUCUCUGGGCACCCUCAAACCCUCUACAGCUCAAUAUUUCCAGCCGUUCCUGCAACUACUAUUCCAACAUGCAAUUCAAAACUUGGUAGAGCAAAGUAAAGCAAACGUGUUACAAGAUAAACGGCAGAUAAGCACUUUUUAAAAAUUUCAGUUCUUUAUUCACUGCAUGUUCUGGAAGAGUCCUAGCGAAAAAAAAACCUUUUCACCACUUUGCUCGCCCUCUCCAAAAAACAA
This is a messenger RNA of Anopheles coustani, 3679 nucleotides long. RefSeq names its product coatomer subunit gamma (gene gammaCOP). NCBI's taxonomy places the organism in Eukaryota, Metazoa, Arthropoda, Insecta, Diptera, Culicidae. Gene Ontology annotation, molecular function: structural molecule activity. The transcript is spliced from 7 exons. Bases 98 to 2797 code for a protein of 899 amino acids. Gene Ontology annotation, cellular component: Golgi membrane; endoplasmic reticulum; COPI vesicle coat. Gene Ontology annotation, biological process: organelle transport along microtubule; endoplasmic reticulum to Golgi vesicle-mediated transport; protein secretion. The record is from RefSeq and is a predicted model, not a curated record.